This is a messenger RNA of Caenorhabditis angaria, 1384 nucleotides long. Lineage: Eukaryota; Metazoa; Nematoda; Chromadorea; Rhabditida; Rhabditidae. The record is from the annotation of a GenBank genome assembly.
AUGCAGCAAAGAAUCCGAGUUCGAGUCGCCGACGAAGAAUUAUGGAAGAAGUUCUAUCCAGCAACUGAGAUGAUUGUCACCAAAAAAGGUCGAUCGCUAUUCCCGAAACUCGAUUAUAAAGUCGAAGGAUUGAGUCCGGAAUGUUAUUAUGCUUUUCAGUUGAGAAUGGAAAGAGUCGACAAUAUUAAGUGAGUUGAUUUUCGGGGAAAUUAAUUAUUUUUUUCAAUUUCACGUUUCCCGGCUUUCAUUUUCAAUUUUCAAGCCUAAAACUGGGGUUGAGAGAAAAAAAAAGAAAAAAUUUGAAAAUUGAGACGUGAGCAAGCGCGCUCCAUGGACAAACAAGAUUUUUUCGAAAUUUUUUUUCUUUUUUGGCUGUCCACCCCAAUUUGCACCCCAAGUUUGAGGCUUUCAAAGUUUUCUUUUCAAAAUUCCACCCCAAUAUUCAAAUCGAUAUUCAAAUUACAUUUUCCAGAUACAAAUUCGAUCUUGGAGAAUGGCAUGAAGCUACAAAAGGCGAGCCAAGAACAAUUGAUCAAGCAAUCAGACAUUCAGAUGGUUUCCGACGAGGAGAUGAAUGGAUGAAAUCAAACAUUCAAUUCAGUCGGCUGAAGAUCACAAAUAAUAUUGCUGCAAACAUUCCAAAUCAUAUUAUUCUUCAAAGUAUGCAUAAAUAUGUGCCAGUGCUCACUAUUAUCAAGAUGGGGUAAGUUUUUUAUUCUUAUUUUUCUAAGAAGUUCCUAAAUUAAAAAUUAUUCUUUGCAGUGGAAUGCCUGAUAUGUAUGGAAUGGGAAUGAAUGGACAAGAGGCAAUGAUUGAAGAAGAAUUCCGUUUCGAUUUCACUGAAUUCAUCGCUGUCACAGCCUAUCAAAAUCAAGAUAUUACUCGUCUCAAAGUGCAACACAACAAAUACGCAAGAGGUUUUCGCUCGGAAAACUCGAGAAAACGCGACAGAACUGCGACUCCACCCAUCGAAGAACAACAUCACAAGCCAAGUUCAUCGUCAGCUUCUCCAGAAGAUUUGUAUCAUCAGCAACAGCAGCAGCAAAAUCCAGCGAAGAGAAUGGCGAAUUGGGGACAUCCAGCAGCAGCAGCCGCAGCUGCAGCAGCAUAUUAUCCACAACAAUUCUUCAAUUUUGCACCGGAAAUGCAGCCACAAUUCUAUUACCCAACUCCGGAACAGAUUGCCUAUAGCAAUUAUCAUUAUCAAGCUGCAGCGGUUUAUAAUCCAAUGGAACAAGCUGCUGCAUAUAAUCCAGCUGCAUAUUGGCCAAUGGCUGCACAACCAACAGCUUCGGUUGCACCAACUUUGGAGCAUUCACCAAAUUCAUCUGCAUAUUCAUCAAAUUGCCCAUCAACAUCGCCACAAACCAAUUCUUCUAUUUAA